AUGUCAAAACGAAAAUCAGAAGAGCCCUUGGAGGCCGUUCUCGUCAGUGCAUCCCCGGCAAGCAAGAAAGCGCGUGUUGAAGAUGUACUAGAGGAAGAGCCCCGUGCGCAUGGUGAUCUAGAUACUUCUCAAAGCCGAGACGCCCAACCUACAAAUGGCGCCGAUGUCUUUGAGAAGAUGACAGGGGACCAAGGGGAGGAAGAAGAAGUCGAAUCAGAUGUGGAAGACGAUCGGUUACCGGUUGCGCCCCUGCGACAAAAUGCUCCCGCAGAAGGCUACGACGAUCUCUAUCUUGACACCAUCAAUCGAUCCUUGCUCGAUUUCGACUUUGAGAAACUCUGCUCCGUUACCCUCUCCAACAUCAAUGUCUACGCCUGCCUGGUGUGCGGCAAAUACUUCCAAGGGCGAGGCCCAAAGUCUCACGCCUAUCUGCACGCGCUCGAAGUCGAUCAUCAUGUCUUCAUCAACAUGGAAACGAAGAAGGUCUACGUCCUACCCGAGGGCUAUGAGGUGCACAACAAGAGUUUGGACGAUAUCAAGUACGUGGUGGAUCCAAAAUACACGGAAGAGGAGGUCAAAAUGCUAGACAAGGAUCCGAAGGAGUCAACAGACCUUGCCCACAAGAGGUACAGGCCAGGUUUUAUGGGAAUGAACAACAUCAAAGCCAACGACUAUCUCAAUGUUGUUGUGCAGGCGUUGGCACAUAUCUCGCCCUUGAGGGAUUUCUUCCUCCUGCAAGAGUUUCCACACACGGCGUCGCAGUUACCAGUGCGCUUCAGCACGCUGGUCCGCAAGCUUUGGAACCCAAGGGCGUUUCGAUCUCACGUCUCGCCGCACGAACUAUUGCAGGAGAUUGCCCUGCGAUCGUCGAAAAGAUUUACUCUGACACACCAAUCUGAUCCUGUGGAUUUGCUCGCGUGGCUCCUCAACAACCUGCACAGUACGUUAGGAGGUUCACGCAAGGCGCUUUCAUCACCCAUCUACAAGUGUUUUCAAGGGAAAUUGCGCGUUGAGUCACAAGAAAUCACAGCGAAAUCCGAUACGACGGGCGAUCGACUCAGAUUUGAAGAGUCGUCUAACAUCAAGACGGACAUGCAUCCGUUCCUCAUCUUGACGCUAGAUCUCCCUCCAGUGCCGCUCUUUCGAGAUGCGGUCGAAUCCAAGAAUAUCAUCCCUCAAGUCCCUCUGACCACCCUGUUACAGAAAUACAACGGGCUGAAUGCCAUGGAGAGAGCGGCUCAUCGACUGCGACAUCGACUUCUACACCCGCUUCCGCCCUACCUUCUAUUCCAUAUCAAGCGAUUCAGUCGGAAUAAAUUUGUUUCCGAGAGGAACCCGACCAUUGUGACAUUUCCUUCUCCUCGAGGGCUGGACAUGUCACCUUACGUCGAACCUAAUCCGGCGGUCCACCCACCCGGGGAGCCAAUCCUUUACGACAUGGUUGCAAACAUUAUUUUGGAUACGACAUCGAUUUCUAGUGCUGGUGGUGAAGAUACUAAUGCCGCCGACGCCGCGAACAAAGCUGCUGGGGCCGAGGGUCAGAAAGUGGCAUGGAAGGUUCAACUGAGGGACAAGGCUGUUGCAUAUGCUCAGCGAACUGAUCUCCCGGAAUGGCUGGAAAUACAAGAUCUCUGGCUCGAACGAGCAGAAUCUGAAACGCUUUUCACGAGAGAGGGUUACCUGAUGGUAUGGGAACGACGGAGAGAAAAAAAGAAGGCCAAGGCAACGAAUGGAGUGAAAGCAACUCAGAGUUGA
Fonsecaea pedrosoi CBS 271.37 is the source of this 1755-nucleotide messenger RNA. RefSeq lists its product as uncharacterized. Gene Ontology annotation, molecular function: cysteine-type deubiquitinase activity; zinc ion binding. The transcript has a single exon. The record is from RefSeq and is a predicted model, not a curated record. NCBI's taxonomy places the organism in Eukaryota, Fungi, Ascomycota, Eurotiomycetes, Chaetothyriales, Herpotrichiellaceae. The coding region runs from base 1 to 1755 and encodes 584 amino acids. Gene Ontology annotation, biological process: mRNA processing; spliceosomal complex assembly; protein deubiquitination.